Molecule: messenger RNA, 678 nt
Organism: Eimeria necatrix
Lineage: Eukaryota; Apicomplexa; Conoidasida; Eucoccidiorida; Eimeriidae
Product: ubiquitin-conjugating enzyme e2, putative
Exons: 6
Coding region: 1-678 (225 amino acids)
Source: RefSeq, a predicted model, not a curated record
AUGGCCUCGAGCCCAGCAGCAGCCCGUCUGCGGCGGGAGUGGCGUUCUCUCCAGUCAGAGCCGCUACCCAAUAUCGAGGCCAAGCCAAAUGGAGAUGACUUGCUCACUUGGUAUUUUCUCAUACACGACCUGCCGGCAGACACGCCUUUCGUUGGCGGAUUCUACCUGGGCAAGAUUGUGUUCCCGCCCACAUAUCCGUUUGCGCCUCCCUCAAUUUUGCUGCUGACUCCAAACGGCCGUUUUGAAGUCAAUACAAGACUCUGCUUGUCCUUCACGGACUUCCAUCCGGAACUGUGGAAUCCAUCAUGGAAAAUUGAAACGCUGCUUACCGGCUUCGUUUCUUUUAUGCUGGAUGAAGGAGCCACUAAUGCUUUAGGGUGUAUCUCCACCUCGCGGGAGGAGCGCCGCCGUUUGGCUCGGGAGUCCGGGUCGGCCUGUAUGAACAGCAGCACCUUUAGGCGCCUGUUUCCUGAAUUUAUUCAUCGAAUUCAAGCAGCACAGGAAGCAGCCUCGGCAGGUGCCAGAAGCACUUCUAGUGGACUUUCCGCACCGGAGUCGGCAGAAGCAUCGGCAGUAGGAAGACCCCAACUGGGCUCUGUGCCGUUUCUGUUCUCCAUAGUUAUUGCUUGCUGCGCGGCACUAGCUGUGGUUUUGAAGCUGUGCCUGAACCGGGUGUAA